GCGUACUACGACGAGAUAGAAAUCGAGGAUAUGGCUUGGGACGAAGAAAAGGGCGUGUACCACUAUCCUUGCCCUUGUGGUGAUCGCUUCGAGAUCUCUCGGUCACAACUCGCAAAUUACGAGGACGUUGCAACAUGUCCAAGCUGUAGUCUUAUAAUCAGAGUCGUAUAUGAUCCGCUUGACUUUGAGGAUGAACCU
This is a messenger RNA of Serpula lacrymans var. lacrymans S7.9, 198 nucleotides long. RefSeq lists its product as uncharacterized. The annotation marks the transcript as partial. Gene Ontology annotation, molecular function: metal ion binding. Gene Ontology annotation, biological process: protein histidyl modification to diphthamide. Lineage: Eukaryota; Fungi; Basidiomycota; Agaricomycetes; Boletales; Serpulaceae. The transcript has 2 exons. The record is from RefSeq and is a predicted model, not a curated record.